UAAUCCAUCUCGUUGAUUGCCGAUUCCUUUUCAUAAAAAAACGCAUCCAAAGAGAAAUGAAUCUUGCAAACCUUACGAGUCUGGUUUGCGCCAUAGUAUUGCUGCCUCGAAGCGAAAGCCAAGAGAGAGAAGAGAUUGCAUCUUUGCGAAAAGUACGGGACGUUGCUGCUUCGGUCACCAUCCCAAAACUCAUCAGCAUCUACAAUCUGGAGCGUCAUUUCAUAGACGCGAUAUCCGGAGUGAGAUGUCCGUACUUGAAUCGUCUCUACCGGAAAACUAAGAAGAAGCGGACGUCGAAGAAGAUGCUAGAAAGCGUUAUCUACAAAUCUCUCUACUUCUAUAUUCGAAUAUUCGAAUCUCUCGACGAAUUCCGAUUGAAGUCCAACGUAACAUUUAAUAUGACGGAAAGGAGUUUAGCCAUAAAAGGAAUCGGCAAUGUAGUCACGAUGGCCGAGUCUGACUUCUAUGAGAUAUUGGCUUCGCGAGGUAGGCCACCAAAAUGGUUGAACCGUUUCGAAAACAGAAAGGUAAACCGAACCACCUGCGUCCAAACGACCGGAGACUUGGCGUACAUGAGCUCGGUGGAUUUGGGUUUUCUGAGCCGGAACUUGAUGAAGUUCUUGAACCGUUGCAUCAAACUGCUCAGAGGAUUCAAACGCGACCGACUGUUAUCAAAACAGAUUAAUAUUAUUUAAACAGAGAUCCUGAUACUCGAACUUUAUUUUUAUUUUAUAUUUUAAAAAACUUUUAAGACGAUUUUAUUCGAAACUGUCUAGA
Cylas formicarius (sweet potato weevil) is the source of this 777-nucleotide messenger RNA. RefSeq lists its product as uncharacterized. NCBI's taxonomy places the organism in Eukaryota, Metazoa, Arthropoda, Insecta, Coleoptera, Brentidae. The coding region runs from base 57 to 695 and encodes 212 amino acids. The record is from RefSeq and is a predicted model, not a curated record. The transcript is spliced from 4 exons.